UGCAAGGGACGCCAUUGUGGCAGCCUGUGGUUGCAGGGCGCAACGAAUCUAUGAAAAUCUCUGUCUCGACGCACGUCCAAACUUAAAACUCUGGUGACUUCAUUGACAAAUAUACCGAGGCAGCAUGGAAGAGAAGGGGAUGCAGGACGAUCCCCGGUACUCCCAAAUGCUAGCCAUGAGCAACCGUGGGGGCAAGCCCAGUCCCCUCGGAGCCCCUCAGCCAGGUUCUGGAACUCCUAGUCCAAUCAUGGGCCCCCCACCGACCCCACAACAGCAGCAACACGUCCCCAUGGGUCCGGACAGCGGACCUCCACACGCAUACGGACAACCUCCACCACCCCACGUGACAUCUGGCAAUCAAGGUUACGGCAUGCCUCCUCAGCAGGGAGGUCCACCUCAGGGCUCCGUGCCCCCCCAGCCUCAGGGCUAUCCAGGAGGUCAGCCUUAUCAACAGCCGCACCCCUACACGCAGCAGGGCCCACCAGGGCCUGCGGGUGGUCAACAUGGGGGACCCGGAGGGGGACCCCAGAUGGGACCUCAUCAGGGGGCCCCACCCCCGCACCAUGGUGGGACUCCCGGGCCAGACAUGCCUUCUGAUCCAAAUUGCCAGGGUUACAGUUCCGCAAACGGACACAAUGGAUCGGGAGGCGAAGGCAAUGCGUCCACUCAGGGCAGUGGGCCGCAGAAGCCUUCCCUCCUGUCACCUCCUCAGCUGAACCAGCUGAGAGCCCAAAUCAUGGCCUACAAGCUGCUGGCUCGCAACCAGCCAGUCCCCGAGCACAUCAACUUGGCUGCACAGGGGUCUGGAGGGCCACAGGGCGUUCCUCAGGGGUCUUCGGGGGCGUAUCAUAGGCCACCCGGUGCCCCCUCGCCUUCGAUGCGCCCUUCCCCUCAGCCAGGGGGACACCCCUCUCAGCAGGGCCCAUACGGUGGAGGUCCCCAGUAUGGUCCCCCCACCAGCAGUGGGCCCCCAGGCAUGAUGGGAGGACAGCAUCCGUCGCAAGGGGUUCCUCCUCCCCACCCUCAAGUAGGGGGCCCCAUGGGUGGACAGGGAUCAUCAGGGGCUCCCACGCCCCCACCAAUGCAGGGUCCCCCACCAACGGGUCCUAGACCGGGAUCUGCGGUUCCACCUUCAAGAGGGAUGCAAGGACCUCCCAACGUGCCCUCGAUGAUGCAGGGAUGUCACCAGUUGGGCAAUGCAGGCAGCGCCACCCCACGAGAUCUUCGGGCAUUUUACUUGGCCAAGAUGCAGCAACAGAAGCAGAACAGGGUGACACCUGUGGCCAAACCGCAGGGUAUAGACCCCAUAGAAAUCUUGAAAGAGAAGGAGAACAGGCUGACCAGCCGUAUCGCCCACCGCAUCGAGGAGCUCUCCAAGUUGCCGGCAAACCUGCCCGAAGACCUGCGCAUCAAGGCCAUGAUCGAACUGCGCGCCCUGCGGUUACUCAACUUCCAGAGACAGCUUCGUGCCGAAGUUGUGCAGUGCAUGCGCCGAGACACGACCCUGGAGACCUCCCUCAACCCCAAGCUGUACAAGCGCAGCAAGAGGCAGAGCCUCCGCGAGGCCCGACUCACGGAAAAGCUGGAGAAGCAGCAGAAGCUGGAGCAGGAACGCAAGCGCCGCCAGAAGCACCAGGAGUACCUGGCGGCCGUGCUGCAGCACGGCAAGGACUUCCGAGAGUUCCACCGCUCCGUGCAGGCCAAGGUGGCGAAGGCCAACAAGGCCGUGGCGACGUUCCACGCCAACACGGAACGGGAGCAGAAGAAAGAGCAGGAGCGCAUCGAGAAGGAACGUAUGCGCAGGCUCAUGGCGGAGGAUGAAGAGGGCUACAGGAAGCUGAUCGACCAGAAGAAAGACCGUCGUCUGGCGUUCCUGCUGUCGCAGACGGACGAGUACAUCAAGAACCUCACGGACAUGGUGAAGCAGCACAAGGCGGAGCAACGCCGCAAGCUCCGCGCGAAGAAGAAGAAGAAAAAGAAGAAGCAACAGCUGGGGACUGGGGAAGGAGGUGAAGGGGCCACAGGCGAAGGGGUCGUCGAGGGGAUGAUGGACGAGAGCUCGCAGCACAGCGACCUCCGCGUCAACGUGAUAGAGACGGCAACCGGGCGGGUGAUCGACGGCAAGGAUGCUCCGCUGGCCAGCCAGCUGGAUGCCUGGCUCGAAAUGCAUCCCGGUUAUGAGGUCGCACCCAGGGAAGCGAGUGACGACGAGGACGAAGGCGAGACGGACGACUCGACUGAGUCCGAGGAGGAGAUGGAAGAACCGGCCGAGACACAUGCACCACCACCACCGCUGCCACCACAACACAAAACCAACACUGCGGACGAUCACGUCAAGAGUGUCAUUCAGUCAGCCGUGGCGGAAGACGACGAAUACAACAAAGCAGGCGGCUACCAGAACUAUUACAACAUUGCCCACGCCAUCAGAGAAGAAGUGAAGGAACAGUCCUCGCUCAUGGUCAACGGGUCCCUCAAGGAGUACCAAGUGAAGGGUCUCGAGUGGCUGGUGUCGCUCUACAACAACAACCUCAACGGGAUCCUCGCGGAUGAGAUGGGUCUCGGAAAGACCAUCCAGACCAUAGCGGUCAUCACCUACCUCAUGGAGAAGAAGAGGAUCAAUGGGCCUUACCUCAUCAUCGUUCCUCUCUCGACUUUAUCCAAUUGGAUGUUGGAAUUUGACCGCUGGGCACCAUCGGUCAUCAAGGUGUCCUACAAAGGAUCGCCCAAUGUACGACGUCAGGUCGCCCAACAGCUGCGCAGCAGCAAGUUCAACGUGCUCAUCACGACUUACGAGUACGUCAUCAAGGACAAGGCCGUAUUGGCGAAGAUUCGCUGGAAGUAUAUGAUAAUUGAUGAAGGUCAUCGAAUGAAGAACCAUCAUUGCAAACUGACCCAGAUUUUAAACACACACUACAGCGCUCCUCAUCGUCUGCUCCUAACGGGAACUCCGCUUCAGAAUAAACUGCCUGAGCUCUGGGCACUGCUCAACUUUCUACUUCCGAGCAUCUUCAAGAGCUGCAACACAUUCGAGCAGUGGUUCAAUGCUCCUUUUGCCACAACUGGUGAAAAGGUGGAACUGAACGAGGAAGAAACGAUCCUGAUUAUCCGUCGUCUGCACAAAGUCCUGCGUCCGUUCUUGCUUCGACGUCUAAAGAAGGAAGUGGAGUCGCAGCUGCCCGAAAAGGUGGAAUAUGUCGUGAAAUGCGACAUGUCUGCGUUGCAGAGAUUGCUCUACAGGCACAUGCAGAGCAAAGGAGUGCUGCUGACAGAUGGCUCGGAGAAAGACAAAAAGGGUAAAGGGGGUACCAAGACAUUGAUGAACACCAUCAUGCAACUGCGGAAGAUCUGCAACCAUCCCUUCAUGUUUCAACACAUUGAAGAGGCGUACGCGGAACACAUCGGCUGCAGCGGCGGCGUGGUCCAAGGACCCGACCUGUACCGAGUCUCGGGCAAGUUUGAACUUCUCGACCGCAUCCUGCCUAAAUUGCGCACCAAGCAGCAUCGUGUGCUGCUUUUCUGCCAGAUGACGACGUUGAUGACCAUCAUGGAGGAUUACCUAACGUACAGAGGUUACAGAUACCUGCGUCUGGACGGUACGACUAAGGCAGAGGAUCGUGGUCAGCUGUUAGAAAUGUUCAACGCCAAGGACUCGCCCUACUUCAUUUUCCUCCUGAGUACACGCGCAGGUGGCUUGGGUCUCAACCUGCAGGCCGCUGACACAGUCAUCAUUUUCGACUCUGAUUGGAAUCCGCAUCAGGACUUGCAAGCGCAAGACAGAGCCCAUCGUAUCGGGCAGAAGAACGAAGUGAGAGUCUUGCGGCUGGUCACGGUAAAUUCUGUGGAAGAGCGCAUCCUCGCUGCAGCGAAGUACAAGCUCAACCUGGACGAGAAGGUCAUCCAGGCCGGAAUGUUUGACCAGAAGUCGACGGGAACGGAGAGGAAGCAGUUCCUGCAGGCCAUCCUGACGCAGGAUGAAAACGACGAAGAGUCGGUGUUUGUCUUCCAGGAAGAGAACGAAGUUCCGGACGACGAGACCAUCAACGAGAUGAUCGCUCGCAACGAGGAAGAGCUGGACUUGUUUCAGAAAAUGGACAUUGACCGACGACGAGAAGAAGCUCGAAGCGUCAAACGAAAGCCGAGGCUCAUGGAAGAGGAUGAGCUGCCCAAAUGGCUGCUCAAGGAUGAUGCUGAGGUGGAACGCCUUACCAAUGAAGAGGAGGAAGACAAGAUAUUUGGUCGGGGAAAUCGACAAAGAAAAGAAGUGGACUACUCCGACGCGCUUACCGACAAGGAGUGGCUUCGGGCUAUCGAAGAUGGAAACUUGGAUGAGAUGGAGACGAGGAAACGCUCGCGCAAGUCAAACGUAGGAGGAAGCAGCAGCAACAGUGGAAGCGGCAACGGCGAACGCAAGCGUAAGUCGGGCAAGCAGGCCCCGGUGGAAGACGAGCCGGUGUCCAAGAAGCGUCGCGGAAGACCGCCCGUCGAAAAGGCAUCGCCGAAUCCACCCAGCCUCACGAAGCAGAUGCGAAAACUCAUCGACAUCGUCAUCAACUAUAGGGAUAGCGACGGCCGUGUGCUGAGCGAGGCGUUCAUGCAGCUGCCAUCGAAGCGCGAGCUUCCAGACUACUACGAGGUCAUAAAGAAGCCUGUUGAUCUUAAGAAAAUCAAGGCACGCAUCCGCGAACACCGUUACCGCACUCUGGACGACCUGGAGGACGACUUCAUGCUAUUGUGCAUCAACGCACAGACGUACAACGUGGAAGGGUCGCUCAUCUACGAGGAUUCCAUUGUGCUGCAGUCAGUAUUCACCAGCGCCCGCGAGCGCAUAGAAAAGGACGGUGACUUGGCGCUUGGACCCGACGACCAGGACUCCGACCUGGACGGUGCAGGGCCAUCGAGCGAACCUCCCCCCGAGGAAAGAACAAAAAAGAGAAAAAGUAGGCAAGUGAAAAGAUACAUCAGCGAUGAUGAUGACACCGAGGAAAGCGACUAGGUAGACCGAAGUGGCGCCCCCUGCAGAGUGCACUCUCCGAGAAUCGUGGUCGCGAAAGGACAGUUUUUUUCCCUUCGAGUAUCUUAUGGGUAUCAUAGGUGGUGUCUAUUUAUGAAUGGCCUUAUUUUGAUAAGGUGCGCUCUCUCUCCUCAGUAGGAACUGCCCGGAAACAUAUGUUCCAUCGUGCGGGGCCCCAACUAUGGCUCCCUCAAUCUUUUACGUUAGUCGCAACUUUGUGUCAUGUCGUCCGUGCAAGAAUUCCAUUGUUUCGUGCUUCAUUUUAACGAUAAUCGUGUGCCCGGUUCUUGUGUACGCGUGCCACAGAAGAAAUAAAAGUGGCAGAGACUGUUA
Molecule: messenger RNA, 5344 nt
Organism: Ornithodoros turicata
Lineage: Eukaryota; Metazoa; Arthropoda; Arachnida; Ixodida; Argasidae
Gene: brm
Product: transcription activator BRG1-like
Exons: 29
Coding region: 125-4993 (1622 amino acids)
Biological process (GO): positive regulation of transcription by RNA polymerase II
Cellular component (GO): nucleus
Molecular function (GO): DNA binding; ATP binding; transcription factor binding
Source: RefSeq, a predicted model, not a curated record